CCCUGGUGCGGAGGGUGUCGGGAAGGGGAGGAUGCGCCCCCUCGCCCUUCCCCCGAGCUCCGGCAGUGCUGCGGGUCUCGGGGGCUUGGCUUGCGGGGCGGGUAAGGGAUGCUGCUUGUCCGUUGCCGUAGGCCAGCGUCUCCGGGCCGCCCCACCGGCAGGUCUCUGGAGGCCGGAGAGCUGCUGCCGCAGUGUGGGGGGCGAGGCGGGAGCGGCGCUUCCCCCUGGGAGCGCGCAAGGCGUUCGGCGCGGCCGGUGCGAUUUUUCGGUUGGAAGCGGCGGCUGUGGACGGCACCUGAUGGCUGUGGUGCUUCGGUAUAAAUUUCCGAGCCCCGGAUAAAAAACAGGAACGGACACGCUCCUCGUCCGGUAAAAACUUCUGCAAUGAGUAAACGUAAGUCAAAGGAGAGCAGUGGAACAAGUGCAGAAUGCAUUUCACAGGUGCAAAAAAUUUUACGUGAAAGAUUCUGUCACAAUUAUGCAACUGGAAAACUGUUUGGGAUUGAACAUCAGUACAGACAUCUACUGGAACUGCUGAAACGAACUACAAUUCAUGGAGAAAGUAAUUCUGCCCUCAUUAUUGGACCCCGAGGAUCAGGAAAGACUGCGUUAUUAAAUCAUGUCUUAAAAGAGAUAACGGAAAUGAGACAGGUUAGAGACAACCUCUUGGAAGUUCAUCUGAAUGGGCUUCUGCAGACUAAUGAUAAAGUGGCCCUGAAGGAGAUCACCAGGCAGUUGCAGCUGGAAAAUGUGGUUGGGGAUAAAGUUUUUGGCAGUUUUGCUGAAAAUCUUGCGUUCCUUCUUGAAGCUUUAAGGAAAGGAGAUAGAGCUAGCAGUUGCCCAGUCUUGUUUAUACUGGAUGAAUUUGACUUGUUUGUUCAUCACAAGAAUCAGACACUGCUCUAUAACCUCUUUGAUAUAUCCCAGUCAGCACAGACUCCAGUAACAGUUAUUGGACUUACAUGUAGACAGGAUAUCCUGGAGCUCUUGGAGAAGAGAGUAAAAUCAAGGUUCUCUCACCGACAGAUAUAUUUGAUGAAUUCCUUUGAUUUUAAACAAUACAUUAGGAUAUUCAAGGAACAGCUUUCUCUUCCUGCUGAAUUUCCUGAUGAGUCUUUUGCACAACAAUGGAAUAAUAAUGUCCAGCAUCUUUCAGAUGAUAAAACUGUGCAAGGUGCACUGCAGAACCUUUUUCACUACACCAAAGAUCUGCGCUCACUUCAUUUGCUGUUGAUGCUCGUUGUAAGUAACGUUACUGUGCAUCACCCACUUAUCGCUGCAUCGGAUCUUCAUGAGGCAAGCAAGCAGUACAGAAUGGACUCAAAAGCAAAUAUUGUACAUGGUUUGUCUGUCCUGGAAAUCUGCCUAAUUAUAGCUAUGAAACACUUAAAUGAUGUUUAUGAAGGAGAACCAUUUAACUUCCAGAUGGUUUACAACGAAUUCCAGAAGUUCAUACAAAGGAAGGCACAUUGUAUGUACAACUUUGAAAAGCCAGUUGUCAUGAAGGCAUUUGAGCACUUACUACAACUGGAAUUAGUAAAACCAAUUGAAAGACCAUCUGUACGUGCACAGAAAGAGUACCUCCUAAUGAAACUGCUUUUGGACAAUAAUCAGAUCAUGGAUGCUUUGCAAGCAUAUCCAAACUGCCCCACAGAUGUUAAACAGUGGGCAGCGUCAUCGCUCAGUUGGCUGUGAACUUUUUUGGAACUUAUGAUGUCACUUUCUACAUCAUCCAGGCUUUUGGAGUUAAUGGUAAACUCCAGAGGAUGUAAUGUUUACCCACAGCAGGGUGUUCAAAUGAAUAAAUUUUUGGAAGAAGGUUGCUUUGAUUGAUGUGGGAUUUUGGGUUUUUAAGGGGUUAAGUUGUGAAAUGUGACUCACUGAACUGCUCAGGCUGUUUAGCUCAGUUCAGCGGUGAUGUUUCUGCUUUGUAGGAAUCAAAGCUCUUCUGCCUUUCUCAGGCUCAGCUGCAGAGUGCUUUAGGUGCAGGCCCAUGGCCAGGUCACAGCUCCUGCGUGCUGUGCUUGUGCUUCUUGAUGGAAGGAGCAGUGCGUGGCGUGUGGUGUCACCUGGCAACCUGGCUGUCCAGGAGCUGUAUGAAGGUAUAGACUACUACAUGUUGGAAGUCUGUAUGUAUCAGAAGUAUGUUCCUUUCCCGGUUAGAGUUCCGUUGGUUUGGUACUAGAACAUUAAGGAAGGGCUGUGUAAAGCCUGGUCGCUAGAGGCACGUCACCCUGCUCAUGCAGUGGCUGUAUGUGGUGAGGGACAUGCUGAACUUGAACGCUCCUGUCGUGUGUCAGAAGGGCCGAUGGCUUUGGCUGCCCUGAGUCCAGUAAGUCAGUGCAACUCAAAGGCAAGUCUUGUCUCAAAGCCUGUGCGCUGUCAUGUGCAUUUUUUAGCAGCCUGGUGGCUUUGCUGUCAAAAAGCCUAAGAAAUUUCAGGUUUUUGCUCUGCUUUUACUGGGAAACCCUUCUUUUCACUCCAAGGGCUGUUUUAUUUAUUUGCUCUCUUUGCUGUGUCACUAACAGUGCUGUCUUCACAACCACACAGCUCAAAGAGGAGAGCAGUACUUUGAAAAGCAGCACAAUAACUAACGAACAGGAUUGUGAUAACUUUAUGAUGGAGGUCCUGUAAUUGAUGGCUCAAACAACUCCAUGGCCUAUUGGAAUGGAACACUAUUGCAAACUAUAAAUAAAAAAGUUGUUGCAAGA
Messenger RNA from Grus americana (Whooping crane), 2711 nucleotides. It is a transcript of the gene ORC4, whose product is annotated as origin recognition complex subunit 4. Gene Ontology annotation, biological process: DNA replication initiation; DNA replication. The coding region runs from base 385 to 1695 and encodes 436 amino acids. The transcript has 14 exons. NCBI's taxonomy places the organism in Eukaryota, Metazoa, Chordata, Aves, Gruiformes, Gruidae. Gene Ontology annotation, cellular component: nuclear origin of replication recognition complex; nucleus. The record is from RefSeq and is a predicted model, not a curated record. Gene Ontology annotation, molecular function: DNA replication origin binding; ATP hydrolysis activity.